Aspergillus pseudotamarii is the source of this 1458-nucleotide messenger RNA. RefSeq lists its product as uncharacterized. Bases 1 to 1458 code for a protein of 485 amino acids. The transcript has 2 exons. Lineage: Eukaryota; Fungi; Ascomycota; Eurotiomycetes; Eurotiales; Aspergillaceae. The record is from RefSeq and is a predicted model, not a curated record. Gene Ontology annotation, molecular function: protein binding.
AUGGAUUACGCCGCACAAAACGGAGACAAGGGGUGCCCCACAGCUACCAGCAAGUCCUUCGGCACCUCAUUCGGGUUCGGAUUUGCUUUUGGAGAUCAAAGCAACCUUGGUACUGAGAAAUACUGGAUGAGAGCUGCAUCACCCGUGGCGGUAGAGGAACCACAACCCGAGCCACAGCCUGAAGUAGAGCCGGUGGCAGCGCCAGAUCCGGAACCUGUACCCGAUGCUAAACUGCCUGAUCAUCCACUCUACGAUAACUGGGACAAUCUCAGCUCUAAAGACAAAAAGAAACGAGAGAAAUUACUUAUAAAGAAAGGGUUGCCUGUUCCGGGGAAAGACUUUGACUGGCCUCCUCCACCCACGGCGCCUGUAGAGGAGAAACCUGAGCUAGAACCCGAACCAGUAGUAGAGAAAGAGCCCGAACCAGAGCCAGUACCGGAGCUAGAACCCGAGCCCGAGUCAGUACUGGAACUCAAGACAGAACCAGAGCCAAAACUAGCAGCUAAACUACCCGGUGAUCCACUUUAUAGUAACUGGGACAACCUUAGUUCCAAAGACAAAAAGAAACGAGAGAAAUCACUUAUGAAGAAAGGAUUGCCUAUUCCUGGGAAAGACUUUGAAUGGCCUCCUCGACACCCAGCGCUUCUACUGGAGGAUACUGGGCCACAGGGAGCAGCAGAGCCAGAGCCGGAACCCACCCCUGAGCCUGUUAUCGAAGAACUUGGGCCUCGAUUUGGACAUUCUAUACAACCAGGGCCUGAGCUAAAAAAAGAAAGCCCAAGGCCAACCUCAUUCCCUCCUCAAUCGGAGAGAACUGUCUGCGCCCAAAGCAUAGCCGCAGGACCCAGCUUUCUACUUUCGCUGCUAUCCAACAUCCGAGAUACUGGGGCAUUCUCAGACCUCAAGAUCAAGUGUGAAUCGUCAACGUUUAAUGCACAUUGUUGUAUUGUAUGUCCACAGUCUAGCUUUUUCGAAAAGGCCAUCAAGGACGGAUCAAAGGAGAUCAAGAUUAUCAACCAUUCUUUCGUCGUUGAAAAGAUGCUUGACUAUCUCUACCGAGGGGACUAUGAUGACUACAAGCUCGCGACUGAAGCAAAUGGAUACCUAGGGCAAAGUUCCGCACCCCCUAGAUAUGUCAACGCUAUCAUGCAUGUUACUGCUCACGAGUACGACAUCGGAGGGCUUAAGGACCUUGCCGAGAAAAGGCUCUUAUCAAAUCUGACACAUGACUGGAACGACGUGGACUUCAUUCGACUUAUUAAAUAUGUCUAUGCGCCGCAAACUCCUAAUAAUUCUACGUUGCAGAGUAUAGUAGCGCAAUUUGCCGCCCGUCACGUUUCAACUCUCAGGGAAUUUACGUCCUUUCACGAAGUUCUUAAAAGAUCCCAUUAUUUCAUGUACAUAUUCUCAGACGAGAUGAUGGAAAGACUUGUGCAACUGGAGAAGGAAGUUUCAUAG